AUGUUGCUGAAGGUGAAACACCAGAGUACCAGAAAGUAUGUCAGAUUACAGUCAGGUUUCACCUUUUUGGAUUUCAUCAAUGAAGUCAAAAACAAGUUUGGGCUUCCUGAUGCCGCUGAACUUGACGUUUUUGAUGACACCGACACGGCAGUGGAGGAAGACAUCUUUCUUGAACUGAUAGAGGCCAAUCCGGACUUAUGCCUGACAGUACGUGACAGCAUUUCAGAUGAAGUGGUGGAAGACGUCAUUCUUGAACUGGUAGAGGUCAGUCCUGACAGCAUUUCAGAACAAGAUUUUUCUCCUUCACAUCAUUCAACAUCAUCCUCCCUCACGGAUACCCUCACAUCACUUUCUUCAAGUGACAAUGACCUCUCCAGUCAAAGAGAAUGGGGGACUCCCACAGGCAGAAAUAUAUCCAGCUCUAAAGUCAUGAACAGGUCUACCACAGAGAUGGUAAAGAAUGCCUUGCUCAGGAAACCUGGAGGUGAGGAUGUCAUUGAAGAGUACAAGUCACAAAAUUCGCUGAACCACCGCACCCGGAGACAGCUUGUCAACAUAUUGGCUAGCCAUAUGACUGAGAAUCAUGGGAGGAUGCCUUCCCGUAAGCAGAAGGAGAAGUAUGCCCUGGGAAUUAUUGCACUCUUUCCUUCACUGAAUGAUCCUUUUUCUCCAAAGGGCUAUCUGAAUCAAGACUUCCUGCUGCUGUUUGGAGCUGAAACAGCCUCCAAGUUGCUUGAGAAGUGGGACACAGCAUUCAGGCCCAAGGUUAUCAAAGAGGCCAAACACCUGACUCAGUCAACUGAGCUGUGCCGACUUCUGAAAGCUGCUGAGAAACUCACAGAGAACGAUGACACCACUGGACGGAAGAGGGCCAAGAUAAGUCCCAGUGAUGCAGUAGACAAAAUGGUACACUUUCACAAGUCAUGCUGCAGCAUCGAUGAACACCUGCGAGGAAGAGAGGGUAAACAACCAUAUAUCCUUGCUGCUGGCCGAACCCAGAACAGGAUUGACACUUUCUACAUCGUCGUGGACAAACAGCUCAUCCCCUGCCAAGCUACCAGCUCGUUGGGUGCUUUUGAUGAACUAUUUAAAUCCCACUACGUUUUCAACCUGUCUUAUGAUGAGUCCCUGGUCCAGCUCUACACUUUCGUGCAGACAACAAUCUAUAACAUCGAUGUUACCACAACAGAUGAGUCUCCAAGAGAUCGUGAGUUACGUGCAAAACUCAUCAACUAAAACACUGAAAAAAUGAUUAAGUGUUUCAUUUGUCAAGCUGUGCAUGUUCUCUGCCAGUCCUUGAUAACUCAUCUAAGAAUUGAUCACAGUUUCUAUCCUAGCACCAGGUUUAAGUUGGUUUGUUCACAAGAUCGUUGUAGGCGUCAGUUUUCAACAUAUUCAGGUUUCAAAAAACAUCUAAUUAGUGCUCAUGAGAAGGAUUCUUGUCAAAGUGGUGAUGCAGCAAACUCAGAGUCAUCUCAAGCUAAUUCUCACAGUCUCCAAGUUGUUGAAACAAGUGUCAUGCAGAGCCCAGAGGCUGGGUGUUUUGAGGACAAUGGAUUAGGUCAAAGAAGCAAAAUAAAUACAAAAAAUAUUUGCACUUCAAUUAUUGCUAAACUCCAAGGAAGUGGUAUGGCAAAUAGUGCUGUUUCAGCAAUUGUUAGUGAUUUAGAAGAACUUGCUACUGGACUGCACUCCCAAGUUAAACAUGAAAUACUGUCUGCUGUACCUAAAAAUGAUCCUGUAAGAGCUAGAUUGGAAGAAGGUCUUGAGAAUUUUGAGAACCCAUUUGUUAGCUUUAAUACUGAAACUAAAAGAAUGAAAUAUUUCAGCCAGAAAUGGGGGGUUGUGGAGCCAGUAGAAAAAGUGU
Epinephelus fuscoguttatus (brown-marbled grouper) is the source of this 1867-nucleotide messenger RNA. RefSeq lists its product as uncharacterized. The coding region runs from base 1 to 1236 and encodes 411 amino acids. Lineage: Eukaryota; Metazoa; Chordata; Actinopteri; Perciformes; Serranidae. The transcript is spliced from 9 exons. The record is from RefSeq and is a predicted model, not a curated record.